Molecule: messenger RNA, 1119 nt
Organism: Zymoseptoria tritici IPO323
Lineage: Eukaryota; Fungi; Ascomycota; Dothideomycetes; Mycosphaerellales; Mycosphaerellaceae
Exons: 2
Molecular function (GO): FMN binding; NADPH dehydrogenase activity
Source: RefSeq, a predicted model, not a curated record
GCCCCUCUAACACGCUUUCGCGCCGACGCCCAGCACAACCCGUCUCCUCUAGCAGCCGAAUACUACGCCCAGCGAAGCUGUAUUCCAGGUACAUUGCUAGUAACAGAAGCAAUUUUCAUUUCGCCCUCCGCAGGCGGCUACGCUUCCAUCCCCGGCAUCUGGUCCGCUAGCCAGAUCGCCGGGUGGAAGACCAUCGUCGACGCCGUGCAUGCCAAGGGAGGUGUGCUGUUUGCGCAGCUGUGGAGUCUUGGGCGGGUUGCGAAGGGCGAUGUGUUGAAAGCGGAGGGAGCAGGCGAGGUCCAUUCGGCGAGUGCGAUUGCGGUGGAUGCCGGGCAGACGAAUGUAGGCGAGGGGAUGAGUGUGCCGAAAGCCAUGACGGUGGAGGAGAUCAAGGCGAGGGUGGAGGAGUAUGCGCAAGCGACGAGGAACGCGAUGGAAGCGGGUUUUGAUGGGGUGGAGAUUCAUGGUGCAAAUGGCUACCUUAUCGAUCAAUUCUUCCAAUCCGUUUCCAACGUGCGCACAGACGUCUACGGCGGCUCCAUCGAAUCCCGCUCUCAUUUCGGGCUAGAAGUCACCCGCGCCUGCAUAGCUGCCUGCAAUGGUGACUCUUCCCGUGUGGCAAUCCGGCUCUCGCCCUUUGGUCGUUUCCAAGGAAUGGGAAUGGAUGAUCCGGUACCGCAAUUCGACUACAUCGUCCAGGAAAUGCGGAAAUUGGACCUGGCGUAUCUACAUCUGAUCGAAAGUCGAGAGUCUGGCAGCGCGGCGGAUGGAGUAUAUUUCUCCACUGGUACGACGGAGUUAGCGCCUUUCAUUGAGACAUGGGGUGCGGAGAAGCCGAUUAUUUUGGCCGGGGGCAUGGACCCGCAGAAGGCGAAGUGGGUGGUUGAGGAGGUGGCUACAGGGAAUAAUGUCCUACUUGGAUGGGGCCGCUAUUUCAUUUCGACACCAGAUUUGGCCUACAGGUUGAAGCAUGGGCUGGAGCUGAACAAGCGGAAGACGUUUUACUCAGCCGGCGAAAAAGGACUGCUGGACUAUCCAUUCAGCGAGGAGUUCCUUCAAGCGCAGAAAGAAGGCAAGGGUUUUGGCUUUGACGCAGAGGGAAAAGCGAGUCGACUAUGA